This is a messenger RNA of Rhopalosiphum padi (bird cherry-oat aphid), 11626 nucleotides long. RefSeq names its product dynein beta chain, ciliary-like. The record is from RefSeq and is a predicted model, not a curated record. The transcript has 53 exons. Gene Ontology annotation, molecular function: dynein light intermediate chain binding; ATP binding; minus-end-directed microtubule motor activity. NCBI's taxonomy places the organism in Eukaryota, Metazoa, Arthropoda, Insecta, Hemiptera, Aphididae. Gene Ontology annotation, cellular component: dynein complex. Gene Ontology annotation, biological process: microtubule-based movement.
ACAAUUAGUACUAUUCAUGGUUUAACUAAAAAUCUUUACUGGCGUGUAAUGCAAACACAUGACAAUUUUGAAAAAAUUAUUGCUUUAAGUAGUCAAUGGAUUAAUAAUCCGAUGUACAUACGUGACAAGAAUACAAAACGAAUAGUGUUUGACUAUAAAUUGACAGAAAAAAAAAUCACUAGGUACGCUGAAGUACGAGACGCUAGUAUUAAGAUACAACGAUUGCUUAAGGAAGAUCUUUUAUUAUUUCACAAUGUACCAUUAAUAGAUCCAUAUUUGAGAGAAAUAUUUGAAGAAGAAGUAAAUGAGGAAAAUAACGAAGAAGCAAACAAAGAAGAAGAAACAUUAGACUACGUAGAAAUUCAGGCAGAAUCUAUUUUAGACGAAAUAAUAGAAGAAGAAAAUUAUGGAGAAGAAAACGUUGAAUACAUAGAAAAUCAAGAAGAAAAUAUUUUAGAAGAAAUAUUUGAAGAAGAAGAAAAUAACGGAGAAGAAAAACUAGACUAUAUAGAAAUUCAGGCAGAAAUUAUUUUAUCUAACAUCGAAAACAAGUUAAUGUGGGAUAAAUAUAAAUAUUAUGUUGAUGAAAUAGUAUUUAAGGGAUUACAAGAUGCAACCUUUUGCAGUCUCAAGUAUAUCAACGAUGAAAUAACAAUUCCCAACGGAUCCUUAGCAAUAUUUUUGGUUGUAUACUUUCUUGAUAACAAUAAUUUUCCCCGUUUUUCACCUCAUUUGGAAAUUGAUGAUGAACCAAAUUUCUUAGGAUUGGUUACUUCUUUACUAGAAGAUAUGGUUGAAAUGGGAUCGUACAUGGAAAGAAUUGCUGAUAGCUAUCCACCAUAUAACGUAGAUAUAAGAAAUGUUGAAAAGGUGAAACAAUAUAUAGAUAAUAUACUUGAUCAAGUAAAGAUUACAACCGAUAAAGCUCUUGAAUAUAUUAUGGUGUACCAAGAUUAUUCUAUGGUUUGGUUAACCAAUCAAAAUGACGCAUUGUCAACAUUUUUAUUAUAUGGUAGGGAUCUAUCAUCAGAAGAACUAGAAACUCAAUAUGACGUCGAUGAAGAUGGAAAUCCAUUAGUUAUGCAUUCUUCCCCCAAACUGAUUGAUUUUCAAAACAAAAUUAACUUUUUUGAUAAUAUCUAUCAAAAAGUUGACAAAAUAGUUGAAAGUGUGACAUUUGAUGUUUGGUUAACUAUAGAUAUAAAACCUUUUAAAAGGGAUCUUUUAAAAUUAAUUACCAGUUGGUCAGAUUUAUUCAAAACAUAUUUGGUAAACAAAGUGGUAAACAGUUUGCGUUCGUUACGAGAUUUCACAGUGGAAACAGACAAGGGUCUUUUAAAACCAUUAGAAGAAGGGGACUAUGAAGGUCUUGUAAAAAUUAUGGGACAUUUAUAUAAUGUUCGAGAGAGGCAAGACGAAUAUGAUUCAAUGUUCGAGCCAAUAGGAGAAAUAUUACAUCUAUUAAAAGUGUAUGACGUAGAAAUGCCGGAAGACGUGUACAUUUUGAAACAAGAAUUACCAGAAAAAUGGAGUACAACUAAGAAAAAUGCUUUGAACGUCAAAUCUCAAGUAAUUCCUUUAAUUCAAACAGAAGGAUCAAUAAUAAUCGGAAGAAUAAUUUUGUUAAACGUACGUGAGACGUUUUUAAAAAUGAACUUUUUAAAACAGUCUCAAUUUAAUGCGAAAUGUGAAAACCCUUACAUGGAGAUUGAUAAUGCAAAUUAUUCUUUGAGGGAAUUAGAAUAUUUGCACGCAAAAUUACACUCUCAAGCUGUACUAUUUGAAAUUCCACAACCAGAACCAAAUGUAUUAUUAUCAACUAAAAAAACUCUACGUCUCAAUAAACAACUGUGGGAUUUUGUGUAUCUAGUAAGAGGUUGGAUAGAUGUGUGGAAAUCUACAUUGUGGAAUGACGUAGACACCGAGAAUAUAGACAUGGAACUUAAACGAUUUGCAAAAGAAUUAAAAGUAAUGGAUAAAAUUAUUCGUGAAUGGUCGGUAUAUGAAUACAUCGAAUAUUUAAUAAAAACCAUGAUGACGUCUUUGAGAGCACUAAGUGAAUUACAAAACCCAGCAAUGAAAGAACGCCACUGGACGGAACUUAUGAAUGUUACAAAUGUAAUAUUAUUUAAAUUUAGAUAGAUAGAUAGAUAGAUAGAUAGUUUAUUAUUAUUCGAAAUUAAUAUAAUGUUUUCUAUUGAGAAAUCGACCACACUAAAUGAUUUAGUAUCACUUAAUUUACAUGUCUAUGAAGAUGAUAUAAAAAAUAUUGUCGAUAAGUCUGUAAAAGAAAUGAGUAUGGAGAAGUCUUUAAAAGAAUUUAAUGAAACUUGGAAUACAAUGUCAUUCGAGUAUCAGCCCCAUCCUAGGACAAAAGUUAAUUUGCUUAAAGUCAGGGAAGAGAUAGUGGAAGUCUUAGAAGAUAAUCAAGUCCAAUUACAAAAUAUGCUUAGCUCAAAGUUUGUUGGAUAUUUUUAUAAUGAAGUGUUUAAUUGGCAAUUGAAGCUAAACACAGCUGAUCGAGUAAUAAAUUUGUGGUUGGAAGUACAAAGAAUAUGGGCUUAUCUGGAAGCAAUUUUUAUUGGUUCUGGUGAUAUACGGAUACAAUUACCGGAAGAUACGCGGCGAUUCGAAUUACUCGACAAGGAAUUUAAGUCAUUACUAGUGGAUAUUAGAGCUAAUCCAAACGUUAUAAAGGGCACUGGUAAACCAGGGCUAUACAACAAACUUGUCAAUAUACAAGACGAGCUGUUUAAAUGCGAAAAAGUUUUGGCACAAUAUUUGGAAACAAAACGUUUAACUUAUCCAAGGUUUUAUUUUAUAUCAUCCGCUGAUUUAUUAGAUAUACUAUCAAAUGGUAAUAAUCCGGAGUCCGUUUGCAAACAUUUGAUUAAGCUAUACGACUCGAUGGCAAAAAUAAAGUUUAUUAAAGAUAAACUAGCGGUUGGUAUGUACGCUAAAGAUGGUGAAUACGUUGAUUUUGAUGGGAACUGUGAAUGUUCCGGACAAGUAGAAAAAUGGCUAAAUAAAUUGACAGAUAUAAUGCGUUCAUCUGGUCGUCAGUACUUUAGUAAAGCAGUAAAAUCCUAUGACGAAAAACCAAGAAGAUUAUGGAUAUUUGAUUACCCAGCUCAGGCAGCUUUAUGCGGUGUUCAAAUAUGGUGGACUGCUGAAACUAACGAUGCCUUUGCUCAGCUUGAAAUAGGUCAUGAAAACGCAUUGAAAGAAUACAACAAAAAACAAAUAGUGCAGUUGAACGAACUUAUCGAUUUGCUAUUAGAAGAUCUGACCAAAGGAGAUCGACAAAAAGUGAAUACGAUUUGUACUAUUGAUGUUCAUUGCAGGGACGUAGUAGCGAAAAUGAUUCAACAGAAAAUUGAAACCGCUUCUGCUUUUCAGUGGCAAUGUCAACUAAGACACAGAUGGGAUUUCAAAGAGUCAGAUUGUUUUGCCAAUAUUUGUGACGCGCAAUUUCGGUAUUGGUACGAAUACUUGGGAAAUACUCCUAGACUGGUUGUGACUCCUUUGACCGAUAGAUGUUAUAUAACGUUAACACAGUCGUUACAUCUAAUAAUGGGUGGUGCUCCUGCUGGACCAGCCGGUACCGGAAAAACUGAGACGACCAAAGAUUUAGGAAAAGCCAUAGGAAUGAUGGUCUACGUUUUCAAUUGCUCCGAACAAAUGGAUUAUAGAUCAUGUGGUAAUAUUUACAAAGGCCUUGCUCAAACCGGUGCUUGGGGAUGUUUUGAUGAAUUCAAUAGAAUAUCUGUAGAAGUAUUAUCCGUAGUGGCAACUCAAGUUAAAUCAGUAUUAGACUCCAUUAAAGCAAAAAAGAACACAUGUUUUCUAUUGGGUGACAAUGUUAAUCUCAUUCCAACCAUCGGUAUGUUUAUAACGAUGAACCCCGGGUACGCGGGACGAGCUGAACUUCCUGAGAACCUUAAGGCAUUGUUCAGGCCUUGUGCUAUGGUCGUACCAGAUUUUGAAUUAAUUUGUGAAAUAAACUUAAUUGCCGAAGGAUUUCAAAAUGCAAGGUUACUUGCUAGAAAAUUCUUGACACUAUAUUCACUUUGCAAAGAACUUCUGUCCAAACAAGAUCAUUAUGAUUGGGGUCUAAGAGCUAUUAAAUCACUAUUGGUUGUUGCCGGAUCGUUAAAGAGAGCAGAUAGAAAUCGACCCGAAGAUGAAGUUUUAAUGCGAGCUCUUCGAGAUUUUAACACUCCAAAAAUUGUAACGGAAGAUACUACUAUAUUUAUGGGACUUAUCGGUGACUUAUUUCCUGCACUAGAUGUGCCUCGAAAACGUGAUUUAGAAUUCGAAAAGCAAGUUCGUCAAGCUGCGAUUGACUUGAAACUCCAACCAGAGGAUAAUUUUGUUCUUAAGGUAGUACAACUAGUGGAAUUAUUAGAAGUUAGACAUUCAGUUUUCAUAAUUGGCUUGGCUGGUACGGGAAAGUCCGAGGUGUGGAAAACACUAUAUAGAACUUAUGCAAAUCUGAAAUUUAAACCGUAUUUCAACGACAUCGAGCCGAAAGCAGUAACUAAUGACGAGCUGUUUGGCGUCAUUAGUCCGACUACCAGAGAAUGGGUAGACGGAUUAUUUUCGUGCUUGAUAAGAGAUCAAUCACAAAUGUCUGGCGAUGGAUCCAAAUGGAUGGUAAUGGAUGGUGAUAUAGACCCUAUGUGGAUUGAGUCAUUAAAUACAGUGAUGGACGACAAUAAGGUGUUGACAUUGGCGAGCAAUGAACGUAUUGCCCUGACGCCAACAAUGCGGCUACUGUUCGAGAUAUCCAAUUUGCGGUCGGCUACGCCAGCCACAGUUUCUCGAGCUGGUAUACUCUACUUGAAUCCUACAGAUCUCGGCUGGAACCCUUAUGUUUCUAGUUGGAUUGACACUAGGGAUAACGCGACCGAAAAAGCUGCUCUUUUGGUACUCUUUGAGAAGUAUGUGCCAAUUUGCUUUGAGGGGCUGAAAACAAAAUUUAAAAUCAUAACACCCAUACCGGAAAUAACGCACAUACAAAUGUUGUGCACGUUACUCGAUUGUCUAAUGACUCCGAUAAAUUGUCCCCCGGAAACCACUAGAGAUGUGUACGAAACGUACUUUGUGUUCGCUUGUCUUUGGGCGUUUGGUUCGGCUACUUUCCAAGAUCAGUUGAUUGAUUGGCGAGUUGAAUUUUCUAAAUGGUGGUUAACAGAGUUUAAGACGAUUAAAAUCCCAUCAGGAAGUGUCUUCAAUUAUUUUAUCGAUCCUGAAUCGAAACAGUUUCUUCCGUGGUCAGAUCUUGUUUCUUCAUUUGAACUUAAUCCAGAUAUACCUCUACAACAAACACUCGUGAACACAAUAGAAACGACUAGAAUAAGAUAUUUUCUUGACUUACUGGUUGAUAAAAAAAAGGCAAUUAUGUUGGUUGGAGCUGCUGGUACUGGAAAAUCAGUCAUAAUAAAUGAUAAACUCAAAUCACUUUCUAAUGAUUUGUACGCUGUUGCAAAUGUACCGCUUAAUUUCUACACAACAUCUGAAAUGUUACAAAAGAUUUUGGAAAAACCAUUAGAGAAAAAAGCAGGAAGAAACUUUGCCCCACCGGGUGGAAAAAUAUUAAUUUAUUUUAUAGAUGAUAUAAAUAUGCCAGAAGUCGACCCUUAUGGAACUGUACAGCCUCAUACUCUCAUCAGACAAUUUAUGGAUUAUAAACAUUGGUAUGACAGGACCAAGUUAUGCCUAAAAGAUAUACAAAACGUUAUGUUUGCUUCGAGUAUGAAUCCUACUGCCGGAAGUUUUUCUAUUGAUUCUCGACUACAGAGGCAUUUUUAUGUAUUUGCUUUGGGAUUUCCAUCCCGUGAUGCAUUAUACACAAUUUACUCUUCAAUUUUAACUCAACAUUUAAAAAACCCAGUAAAUAAAUUCAACAGUACUGUAUCAAAAUUAGCAGAUAUAAUUGUGCAGUUGGCAAUCAAUUUCCAUGACAAAAUUCUUUCAGUAUUUUUGCCAACAGCUAUUAAGUUUCAUUACAUAUUUAACCUUAGAGAUAUGAGCAAUGUUUUUCAAGGAAUCAUGUUUACCACUGGAGAAUGUGUCCCAACAACUAGUUCUUUUAUUCGCCUCUGGCUUCACGAAACUAGUCGAAUUUAUAGCGAUAAAUUAAUAGAAAAAAAAGAUCAAGAAACCUUUUCAAAAACAAUUACGGAACAAAUAAAGAAAACUUUUAGUAACUUAGUAAUUGAGGAUAUCCCGGAAAAUGAAUAUUUGAUAAGCCCAUUGAUAUUUUCACACUUCGCGGAUGGUAUUGGUGAUCAAAAGUAUAUGCCAGUGCGGUCGUGGUCCAUACUCCAAAAAUUACUAAAUGAUGCAAUGAAGUCAUACAACGAAUUUUUGGGGGCCAUUAACUUGGUGCUAUUUGAAGAUGCAAUGUCACACGUUUGCCGUAUAAACCGUAUACUUGAACUUCCCAGAGGCAAUGCAUUACUCGUUGGAGUGGGUGGCAGUGGUAAACAGUCGUUGGCUCGAUUGUCAGCUUUCAUAUCUUCGCUAGAACCGUUCCAAAUACAGUUGAGGUCUUCAUACAGUAUUUCUGAUUUGAAAGCUGAUUUAGCAACUUUAUACUUAAAAGCUGGGUUAAAAAAUAUUGGCAUUAUGUUCCUGAUGACUGACUCUCAAGUGGCUGAUGAGAAGUUCCUUGUGCUCAUUAAUGACAUGCUGGCUAGUGGCGAGAUCCCAGAGCUGUUUGCCGAUGAUGAAAUCGAUAAUAUAAUUCAAGCCAUCUCCCCAGAGGUCAAAGCAGCUGGUUUACCCGAAACUAAAGAAAACUGUUGGCAUUUUUUCAUUAACAAAGUGAGAUCAUUAAUCAAGAUUGUUUUGUGUUUUUCGCCUGUCGGCAAUACAUUAAGAAUUCGAGCCAGACGAUUUCCAGCUCUAGUCACUUGCACUUCUAUCAACUGGUUCUACGAAUGGCCCAAAGAGGCUUUGGAAUCCGUAUCAUUUAGGUUUUUAAGCGAUUUGGUCGAACUUCCAGUCAAACUAAGGAAACCAGUAUCUCUGUUUAUGUCUCACGUACAUAGUUCAGUAAAUGAUAUGUCGCUAAGAUAUUUAACAAAUGAUCGUCGUUACAAUUAUACUACACCAAAAUCAUUUUUGGAACAAAUUAAUCUCUAUAUGAAACUAUUAGUAUCGAAGACCAAAGAUAUUAAGCACGGGAUCUAUCGAUUCCAAAAUGGUAUUAAACAACUUUUAUCAUGUGCAGCUCAAGUUGAUAUUUUAAAAGUUGAAUUAGAUGUACAAGAGAUUGAAUUAACUAAGAAAAAUGCUAAAGCUGAAGAGCUUAUCAAAGUGGUCCAAAAAGAAACAGAGAAAGUAAAAUAUGAAAAAUAUAAAGCUGCUGAAGAAGAAGACAAAGUAAAAUUGAUUGAAGAAGAUGUUGGUUUGAAACAACGAUUAUGUGCAGAAGAUUUAGAGAAAGCAGAACCAGCGUUGGUAGCAGCACAAAGUGCUUUAGAUACAUUAAAUAAAAAUAAUUUAACAGAACUAAAAUCAUUUGGAUCUCCUCCAUUAGCUGUAAUAAAUGUAUUAUCGGCAGUUAUGGUAUUACAAGCCAAAAAAGGAAAAAUACCAAAAGAUAGGAGCUGGAAAGCUUGCAAGGUUAUGAUGGCAAAAGUUGAUGGAUUUUUAGAUUCACUUAUAAAUUAUGAUAAGGAACAUAUACACCAGGAUGUAGUUAAAGCAAUUCAACCUUAUUUAAAAGAUCCUGAAUUUGACCCAGAUCUAAUUUUUGCAAAGUCUUCGGCUGCUGCUGGUUUAUGUAAAUGGGUAAUAAAUAUAAUGAAGUUUAAUAACGUUUGGCAAGUAGUGGAGCCAAAACGUAAAGCUCGUGAUCAAGCAAAUGAAGAACUAAGUGCUGCAAGGAAUAAACUUAUGGAGCUUAGAAAUAUGAUUAUUGAAUUGGAAAAAAAACAAAAAAUCUUAACAGACGAGUUUGACGGCGCCGUAGCUGAAAAAACGAAUUGUCAAAAUCAAGCUGAUGAAACAUCUAUGAGGAUUGAUUUAGCAAAUCGACUUGUCAACGGCUUAGCGUCAGAAAAUGUACGGUGGAAAGAAAGCGUUUCAAUGUUGCAAAAAAGUUUGCAAACUUUACCCGGGGAUACCCUUAUGGUUUCUGCCUUUGUGUCAUAUGUUGGUUACUUUACAAAAAUCUAUCGUCAAGAACUUAUUCAAAAUGCAUGGUUACCCUUUUUCAAAGAAGUUAAGCCGGAGAUACUAAUAACAGAAAAUUUAGAUCCACUAUCUUUGCUCACUGAUGAUGCACAAAUUGCAGCUUGGAAUAAUGAAGGUUUACCAAAUGAUAGGAUGUCAUCUGAAAAUGCAACAAUUUUAACUAAUUCUGUUCGAUGGCCAUUAAUGGUUGAUCCUCAGCUUCAAGGAAUUAAAUGGAUUAAAGCAAAAUAUGGAAGAAACUUAAGAAUUACCAGACUGAACUACAAAAAUUAUUUGUUAGAUAUAGAAAUUUGUGUUAGAGAUGGGAACGUUCUAUUGAUUGAGAAUAUAGGAGAAAACAUUGACCCUGUCUUAGACAACAUUAUUGGACGAAAUUUAAUAAAAAAAGGAAGUGCUGUAAAAAUCGGUGAAAAAGAAAUUGAUUACAAUCCGAAUUUCCGUCUCAUAUUGCACACAAAAUUAUCAAAUCCACAUUACAAACCAGAAAUGCAAGCACAGACAACACUUAUCAACUUCACCGUGAACCGUGAUCAACUUGAAGAUCAAUUAUUGGCGGAAGUAGUGAAAGUUGAAAGACCUGAUUUAGAAAAAAUGAGAAUCGAUUUGACCAAACAACAGAAUAGCUUUAAAAUAACAUUGAAACAACUUGAAGAUGAUUUAUUACAGAGGCUGUCAUCAGCUGAUGGUGAUCAGAUACUUGGUGACAAAGAACUUGUUUUGAACCUUGAAAAAUCUAAAAAAACUGCUACGGAAAUUGAAUUAAAAGUGGCUGAAGCGAAAAUAACAUCAAAAGAAAUUGACACUGCUCGUGAAGAAUAUCGUAUUGCUGCAACACGAGCAUCAAUAAUUUACUUUAUAAUGAAUGAUUUGAUAAAAAUAAAUCCAAUGUAUCAGUUUUCUUUAGAGGCUUUCAGUGUUGUCUUUCAACGAGCUAUGAAAAACGCGGAAAAAGCAGAUACUUUAAAAAUGCGAAUAGCUAAUUUGGUUGAUAAUAUAACUUAUCAAACAUUUAUUUAUACUAGUAGAGGAUUAUUUGAAAAGGAUAAGUUAAUAUUCAUCUGUCAAGUGACUAUUCAGAUACAACUUCAAGCAAAUAAGAUAAAACCGGUAGAGUUAGAAUAUUUGUUGAGAAGGCCAGCAAUUGCUGGAUUAUCUAGUCCAUUUGAUUUUAUUUUACCAAGUGUAUGGGGAGCUAUAAAGUCACUUGUUUUAGCUGAUGAUGAAUUUGUCGGUCUAGACAAGGACAUUGAAACUUCCGGUAAACGAUGGCAGUUAUACAUAGAUAGUGAAGCUCCAGAAAAAGAUAAAUUACCACAAGAAUGGAAAAACAAAACUCCAUUCCAGAGACUAUGCAUAAUAAGAGCUUUAAGAACCGAUCGAAUGACUUAUGCUACCAAAGUAUACGUCCAAGAAAUUCUUGGUCUCAAAUAUACCAAUUUUAGACCUCCGGAAUUUAUUGAUUCAUUCAAAGAAACUACUUGUAAAACACCUGUAUUUUUUAUAUUAUCAUCCGGAGUGGAUCCAACUCGUGAUGUUGAAGCUGUUGGUAAAAAAAAAGGAUUUACAAUUGAAAAAAAGAACUUCCAUAAUAUAUCUUUAGGGCAAGGACAAGAACAAGUGGCAGAAGAUGCUAUAGAGUUAAGUUCUCGGUUGGGUAACUGGGUCAUGUUACAAAAUGUACAUUUAGUGCAAAAAUGGUUACCUUCUUUGGAUAAGAAAAUGGAAGCAUCUUUUGAACAUCCACAUGUCAAUUAUAGAAUAUUUAUUAGUGCUGAACCCGCAGCUGAUCCACUCUAUCACAUUAUUCCUCAAGGUGUUUUGGAUUCUUCAAUCAAAAUAACAAACGAACCACCUACAGGAAUGAUGGCAAAUUUGCAUAAAGCUUUAGAUAAUUUCAACCAAGAUACUCUUGAAAUGUGUGCGAAAGAAGCAGAAUUUAAAGCGAUCUUGUUUAGCUUGUGUUAUUUCCAUGCAUCUAUACAGGAAAGAUCAAAGUUUGGAGCUCAGGGAUGGAAUAGAUCGUAUCCAUUUAAUGUAGGUGAUUUAACUAUUUCUGUGAACGUUUUAUAUAAUUAUUUGGAAGCCAACAAUAAAGUUCCUUGGGAAGAUCUUCGAUAUCUUUUUGGAGAAAUCAUGUAUGGUGGACACAUUACCGAUGACUGGGAUAGAAGAUUAUGUCGGACUUAUCUUGAAGUCUAUAUGAAUCCAGAUCUAAUGGAAGGAGAGCUUUUAUUUGCACCGGGUUUUGUGGCUCCACCAAAUACGGACUAUAAGUCAUAUCAUGAAUAUAUAGAUGAUUUACUGCCAUCAGAGAGUCCUAUAUUAUAUGGACUCCACUCGAAUGCUGAAAUCGGCACACUCACUACAAGAUCUGAAAACUUAUUCCAAACUCUAUUUGAAAUGCAACCUAGAGAUUCGGGUUCAUCCGGUGGAACUAGCAUGUCGAGGGAUGAAAAAGUUAGGCAAGCUUUAGACGACGUCCUUGAUAAAGUUCCAGAACCGUUUAAUUUAAUAGAUAUGAUGGGUAAGGUCGAAGAACAAACUCCAUACGUAAUCGUAUCAUUCCAAGAAUGUGAGCGUAUGAAUACGCUAAUGAACGAAAUUAGACGGUCAUUAAAAGAGCUACAUUUAGGAUUAAAGGGUGAACUGACAAUAACAGCAGAUAUGGAGGCAUUAGAAGAAUGUUUGUUUAUGGAUAAAGUUCCACCUAGCUGGGAAAAGCGUGCUUACCCAUCGUUAUUGCCUUUAGCAGCUUGGCAUGCAGACUUAUUGAGAAGAUUACGUGAACUAGAAUCAUGGGUUAGCGAAUUUCAGCUUCCAUCGUCAGUAUGGUUAGGUGGAUUUUUCAACCCUCAAUCAUUCUUAACUGCUAUUAUGCAGUGCACAGCUCGAAAAAUGGGAUGGCCUUUAGAUAAGAUGUGCUUACAAUGUGAUGUGACAAAAAGAUACCAAGAAGAAAUCACGAUAGCACCUAGGGAAGGCGCUAUGAUAAAUGGAUUGAUAUUAGAAGGUGCUCGUUGGGACUUGAUUGCGGGUUGCAUUGUUGAAUCGAUUCCAAAAGAUUUAUUUCCAAUAAUGCCGGUGAUACAUAUUAAAGCUAUUAUCAAAGACAAACAAGAUUUGCGAAAUAUUUACGAAUGUCCAGUUUACAAAAUCAAACAAAGAGGGCCAACAUUUGUGUGGACAUUUAAUUUAAAAACACGACAAAAGCCAUCUAAAUGGAUUUUAGCUGGUGUAGCAAUACUACUUAGUGUAUAACUAAAUAAACGGAGUACUAAUUAUAUGUAAUUAGAUAUUUAGGUUAUGUUUAUAUUUGUCUAGUUUAUCCAAAAUAAAGAACUAACUAAACUAACCUAACUCAGUUGUCCCGUUUUUGAGCGAAAUAUUUUAUAUAAUACUAGUUGUAUUACACUACUUC